AUGGCAAAGUUUCGACCCGCGCAAAUCGAGACUCUUGAAGCCUAUAAACACAUCUCACCCGACUCGGGGUUUCCGACUGUGGUGCAUGCUAACUACAACCCCAAGAUCAAGGAUCAUAUUCCUCAAGACCCCCCUCAUAAAGAAUUCACACCUCCCAAAGAUAGGGGUUCAUAUGCCGACACAGAGAAGAAAUCAUUGUUUUCUGUUGCCAAGCAAGUUGACCUGACUGAAAGCAUCGGUAGCAUAUCCCCCAAUCCAACAUGUCUCCGUCCGAGAAGUACUAACUGGGGCUAAGGUACUGAGCUGAAAGAUGUUCAACUGAGCCAGCUGAACAACCAGCAAUUGGAUGAAUUAGCUGCGUUGGUCAAUGAACGCGGUGUGGUCUUUUUCAGAGACCAAGACUUGACAACAGAGCGGCAGGUUGAGAUCUUCGAGCAUUUUGGGGUUUUGGACAAACAUACUACACAGCAGGUACUACUCUGCCUGGAGCUCGGAGCUCCUUUUGCAGGAGAAAAUGGAAAGGAAUUUAUUUUCUAACGGAUUUAGGGAGGUGGAAAACAUUUCAUAGUGCGAGGAAGCAACGCGGAUUGGAGAACUGUGUCGAAGUAUACACCAUGGCCGAUGAUGGAGUUUCAUGCGGAUACAAGCUUUGAGAUCAACCGUACGUGUUACUUCGGCCAUUUCUGUCCCUUCUCGUACCUUUUCUGAUUGAAAACAGCACCCAGCUAUUCCCUUCUCCGUAUGGAAGAGCAUCCGGAAGUUGGUGGAGAUACUGCCUGGGUAUCUCAGUACGGUCUUUACGACGAGUUGACUCCCCAGAUGCAAGCCCUAUUUGAAGGCCUUCAUGCAGUACAUACCUCUCGUCUUCAGUAUGAUACUACUAUCGUAAGUACAGUACCACCAUUGCAAUCCUUCCCUAUAUUUGAUGGCAUAUCACGUUCAUUUAAUAGUUCCACUGCCUGUAAGACAAUUAUAGGCAUUCAUGAAGGUUGAUAUUUAAGAGUUUGGGUGAAUGAAUGACUGACCCAGUUCUAACAGGACUACUUCGGUGACAAGCCUAACCGCCCACCAAUCGAUACUCACCAUCCAGCAGUUCGUACUCAUCCUGUGACUGGCCUGAAAGCCCUCAACGUGAAUCUCGCCUACUGCACUGGAUUUGCUGAGCUAAAGAAGAUGGAAUCAGAUGCUCUGAUGCAGUUCUUGAAUUUACACAUCAAUAGUUCAGAUGAUCACUACGUCAGAUGGAAGUGGGCAGUGGGAAGUAUUGCUAUAUGGGACAACGUAAGAAUUCUGACAAUCCGAUAUCUGAGCUAACAAAGCUGAAAUAAAUUCAGAGAGUAACACUCCAUCGGGUGAUACCGGGGACCUACCCUAUGGGCGCAAGAAGAGGAAUACGAACUACUGUUUUUGGAGAAAAACGUGAGUCCACAUCUGUCCAACAAUUGUCAAAUAGUUACUGAAAAUGAGCCAGCGUUUUAUGAUCCAAAUAGUGAAGGACGUCAGCAAAGGGGGGAGAGAAUCAGUAACGAGAAGAAAUGA
This is a messenger RNA of Hymenoscyphus albidus, 1539 nucleotides long. Lineage: Eukaryota; Fungi; Ascomycota; Leotiomycetes; Helotiales; Helotiaceae. The record is from the annotation of a GenBank genome assembly.